Molecule: messenger RNA, 2652 nt
Organism: Daphnia pulicaria
Lineage: Eukaryota; Metazoa; Arthropoda; Branchiopoda; Diplostraca; Daphniidae
Exons: 8
Coding region: 623-2428 (601 amino acids)
Molecular function (GO): protein binding; GTPase regulator activity
Source: RefSeq, a predicted model, not a curated record
GUUCUGAGAUGACCGGCAUCCGAGGCUCCGAAAAUUGCCAUGGCCACGGCCAAAAUGAUCCAAACCUAAUUUUUGAAUCAGAAAACUCCGUUUCCUUUCUCGGAGUUCCGUCUGCUACAGAAGCUGAAACGAACAUUUGAAUUGAAAGUGUAUUGGGGUUGAGACUUGUCGCUGGAGAUGUGACGUGGUGAUGGAAUUCCGGCAUUCGUUCGUGAGUCAAUCAAAGAAAUAUCAAUGGGCUAUAAACAGCAUGGAUGGAGCCCAGUUCCUUGAAAUAUGUCAUCAACCAAGUGAGGUUACUGCAUUCGAGUUCUUCGUUGUAAACCAGUUGACACAUCAUAAUAAUCAAGAGCAAGAUAAACAUCGGGAAAACCGUCACGAAAAGAGAUGCCACGCCGAUAAUCAAGAAAACUUGGACGACUUUUCUCACCACCGUCUUUUGUUCACGUCACGGUGUAGGAUAACACGGGAGGUCUACGCCAAGUUGGAAAAUUAUGCGCUGGACCUUUUUUGUCAUCGACUCUGAGGAAUUUGUUCGAUUAAUCUGAUAGAUUGAGCAUCUGAAAUUGUUAUUGACUGCUGGGAAAUAGGUGAACAAUGAGCUCCGCGUAUUUAACUAUAAAUGGAAUCUGCUCGAAAAUCGGUUUCCUUUCUCUUUCGUGACGUGUUGGUUGGAGACCUUUACAAUUAUUACACCGACAAAAUUUUUAAAAGUAGCAUUCUGGUACCGAGCGAGUGCAUUCAUAUCGAUCAGAAAACCAUUCCCGAAACGGAGCGCUACUUUUUCUUCAACCAACCGGCCACGUUCAAAUCGUCUUGGCUGGGCUCGACCAACUCAAAAUUGAAUGAGAGUCUUGAACAAGACGCUGUCGACUUGAACCUCCUCUGGUUCUCCAACUUUCUAAAAACUAGUCCAGGGUGUUGUGAAAGCGACGAGAAUGAAGCUCUAGUCGUCGUCUUUUUCAGGGUCGUUCGCAGGACCGAAACUCUCGAUCAACAAUUCCUCGACUCGAAAAUGUACGACUAUCAGCUGGAGAGCGGCGGAUGGGCCACCCAUUUGGUGGAACACGUCGUCUACGGAGCAGAGCUCAUUUGCUCCAUGAGCAGACCUGUCGACUGGUGUCGAGAAACCAAGCACAGCGCCGAGGAAAACAUUUACUUACUGGCCAAAGCUUAUUUCGAUCGAAUUAUCGGACCCAAUGCCAUCAACAUCGAGCCGCCAGCUGAACUAGACAAAAUCUCUUGUCGAAUCCUCAGCAGCCUGGAAGAUGUCCAACCGACAGAGACUUCGUUCCGACAAUCCUGCGAGUUCCUGAGAGACGUCAUCAAUUUUAAAGAAGAUAAUCAGCCCACCAAAUUAUGGCGUCCCAUCUACAUCGUCCGCCGUCAAAUCCCCAAACAGAUUGAAACUCGGAUUUUACUGGACAAGAUUAUGGAUGACAAGUUAAAAAUUGAACGGAAGCUGCACUGGAUCUUGUCUGAGAGUCGCAGGAUAUCCAAGCAUCCGUUCCUGACUCGGAUCCCGCCAAUGGAAAGAGCCAUUUAUCAGUUCAUCAGUUUACUCCAGCGGACAGAGAGCGAGAUCCUGAAGUUUGACGUCAAUCUCAUCGCCAGAAAGUGUUUGGAAAACCCCCAAGGCCCCCAGCAAGAUAAAAUCACCAACGACUUGAAAGCAGUUUCCGAUUGUGCUCUCUUGUCCAACAUGAUCGACUGGUUGAUGAGACGGCGGAGUGAAAUCGAUACGAUUCACAUGCUCUUUAGAGACACUCUGCUGGACAUAUUCGACCUGGAGGACAUUGAAACUCGGCCGCCGUCUAAUUUUGAUAAACGCGCCAGGAUAUUCAUCUUGAAAAUUGAUUACAUUCCAGAUCCGCUGAUGGAGUGCAUCCAGGAUUUGACUGGUGUUAGUAUAGAGCCGGUGUUCAAACUCCCCGUUUUUCCCGCCGUUUCAUCCGGAAGGAAACGUCUUAGUGUGAUGAGAAGGGCGUUUGUUGAGUUCACGGAAGAGGCUCGAUGGGGCUCGAAUGAGAAGAAUUCCUACCACAUAGGACUGGCUCCGGCUUCUUUGCCGAUGGAAGACGGAACUAUCAAGACUAUUUUGUAUCCUGCCGUCCAGCAGCAGGCUUCACCCCGAGUGUGUCUGCCGGUGUAUUGUUCUGGUGUAGUUGAACCGGACAAAAGUAACCCGAUUAAACAACAGCAGCAAUUAAGUCCACCCAACGGUUUGUCGCAUCGUUCUAAUGGUUCCAUCAAACCACCCACUGAUUCAAAUCUAAGUCAUCAGAAAAAUAUUGAAAAGGUUAAUGGAGACAGCAGUCCUGUGGACGACGAGGAGUCAUUUUUCAAUUUGAUCGCUCAGUUCCAGUCACAACGCAUGAACGAUCAACGAUGUUCUUUUGCUCUUCCUAGCAACAAUCACAAGAUAUGACACGAAACGAAAAGCUCCCGAUCAGAUGAGAUGUAAAGUGAUAAUCCAGUCAAACGGCCCUCUUGUCUUAUAUUAAACUAUUCUAGGAACAUGAGUUGAAUUCUUACAAAUGGAUAACUUAAUUUUUAAAAUAAAUUAUGUACCGUGUUAAUGAGAAACAAUUUUGUAAAUAACAGGUAAAUAGUCUCAGACUGCUCAGCGGACAAAUCUAUCCAGUCAUUUGC